GAACCAAGUCCGGUUCAAUCCACUAUCACAUCAUACGAAAACCAUUACCACAACCGAACCAAACAAACAAAAAAUGACCCUAAGAGCGCUAAUCCUCGGCUCGGGCAGCGGCAUCGGCGCUAGCCUAACCCAAAAACUCCAAUCGGAGGGCUACGCCGUUGCCACGCUCUCCCGCUCCGCCCCCGCCGGCACCCCCUCCAACCACCACAUAACCGCGGACCUGACCGCCUCUACGGACUUGAAAUCCCACAUCGCCUCCGCGGCCGCCGCCCUAGGCGGUUUCCCCAACGUGAUAGUGUACAAUGCUUGGGCCGCCACCUUCCCGCAGAACGAGGACAACUGGCUCGCCGAUAUAUCCACCGAAGCGGUCUCCAAGGAGCUCGCCGUGAACACGGUUUCGCUGUACGCGGCGGCGCAGGCGGCGGUGGAGGGGUGGGAGGGGUUGGGGAAGGAUGACGAUGGACCCAGGGUCCUGAUUUAUACGGGGAACCCGCUGCCGUGGAUUAACAUGCCGAAUUUUGUGAGUCUAGCUAUGGGGAAGAGUGCGAGCGCUACGCUCGUGGAGAGUCUUGUUGCCACGUAUGGCGCGAGUGGGAAGAGGUUUUAUUUUACCAUGCAGGUGGAUGAGAGGACGGGGGGGGUAUAUGAAGGGAUUGAUGGACCGGUCGUCGCGCAGGUGUAUUCGGACUUGAUUCAGCGGAAGGAGCAAGGGGGGUGGAAGAUUUCAUUUGACAAGAAGUUGAAGUUGUGGGAGAGUUAGAGGGUGGAUGCGAACCUGUGAGGGGGUUUAGGGACUAGCGGUCCGGUUUUUUUUGGGGGGGGAUGAUUUCUCUGGAAUAAACUAUGAUAUUGCGAGCA
Messenger RNA from Tuber melanosporum (Perigord truffle), 858 nucleotides. RefSeq lists its product as uncharacterized. The transcript has a single exon. The record is from RefSeq and is a predicted model, not a curated record. The coding region runs from base 74 to 760 and encodes 228 amino acids. Lineage: Eukaryota; Fungi; Ascomycota; Pezizomycetes; Pezizales; Tuberaceae.